Messenger RNA from Octodon degus (degu), 1388 nucleotides. It is a transcript of the gene Phf6, whose product is annotated as PHD finger protein 6. The coding region runs from base 220 to 1317 and encodes 365 amino acids. The record is from RefSeq and is a predicted model, not a curated record. Gene Ontology annotation, cellular component: nucleus. Lineage: Eukaryota; Metazoa; Chordata; Mammalia; Rodentia; Octodontidae. The transcript has 11 exons.
GUGCGAGGGGGGCGACGUAAGGGCGCUUCGCGAACCCGUCUCUCCUCGAAUGAAAGGAAACAACCUCCGGCGACAGAGCCCCGCUCUCAGUUGCUGCGGGAGAACUGAGACCGACUUCUUUCUCUUUCCCCUCAUUGGCGCUUGUCUCUGCCGUCCGCUUCUGGACCCGGCUGCUUUUCUUGAGACUUAAAGUGGCAUUUUAAAGGCAAUUUAAAAAUCAUGUCAAGCUCAAUUGAACAGAAAAAAGGGCCUACAAGACAGCGCAAAUGUGGCUUUUGUAAGUCAAAUAGAGACAAGGAAUGUGGACAGUUACUAAUAUCAGAAAACCAGAAGGUGGCAGCACACCAUAAGUGCAUGCUCUUUUCAUCUGCUUUGGUAUCAUCACACUCUGAUAAUGAGAGUCUUGGUGGAUUUUCUAUUGAAGAUGUCCAAAAGGAAAUUAAAAGAGGCACAAAGCUGAUGUGCUCUUUGUGCCACUGUCCUGGAGCAACAAUUGGUUGUGAUGUGAAAACAUGUCACAGGACAUACCACUACCACUGUGCAUUGCAUGAUAAGGCUCAAAUACGAGAGAAACCUUCACAAGGAAUUUACAUGGUUUAUUGUCGAAAACACAAGAAAACUGCGCAUAAUUCUGAAGCAGCUGAUUUAGAAGAAAGUUUUAAUGAGCAUGAACUGGAGCCUUCAUCUCCAAAAAGUAAAAAGAAAAGCCGCAAAGGAAGACCAAGGAAAACUAAUUUUAAAGGAUUAUCAGAAGAUACCAGGUCCACAUCUUCUCAUGGGACAGAUGAAAUGGAAAGUAGUUCCUAUAGAGACAGGUCUCCACACAGAAGCAGCCCCAGUGACACCAGGCCUAAAUGUGGAUUUUGUCAUGUAGGGGAGGAAGAAAAUGAAGCAAGGGGAAAGCUGCAUAUAUUUAAUGCCAAGAAGGCAGCUGCACAUUACAAGUGCAUGUUGUUUUCUUCUGGUACAGUCCAGCUAACAACAACAUCAAGAGCAGAAUUUGGAGAUUUUGAUAUUAAAACUGUACUUCAGGAGAUUAAGCGAGGAAAAAGAAUGAAAUGUACACUUUGCAGUCAGCCUGGUGCUACUAUUGGAUGUGAAAUAAAAGCCUGUGUGAAGACCUACCAUUACCACUGUGGAGUUCAAGACAAAGCUAAAUACAUUGAAAAUAUGUCACGAGGGAUUUACAAACUAUAUUGUAAAAACCAUAGUGGAAAUGAUGAGAGAGAUGAAGAAGAUGAGGAACGAGAGAGUAAAAGCCGAGGAAAAGUAGAAAUUGAUCAGCAACAAACUCAGCAGCAACUUAACGGAAACUAGGUCCAACACCAGUGUCUACUGUUACCAGAUUGAUCUGCUUCUCUAUCAUAUGUCACUCAUUUCACUAUGCA